CUAUAUUAUUCUUUAGCCAUGGGAUCCAAAGUAAUAUUCAUGCUCUUGGUGCUUUGCAUUACAGUUUAUGGUACUAACAAUGAUGACUCGUUCUCAAGACAGAAGGUUUUGGAAGUUGAGAAAAAAUUACAGCAUCUUAGAAAACACUCAUUAAAAACCAUUAAGAGUGAAGAUGGAGAUAUUAUAGAUUGCAUUGACAUUAAAAAACAGCCUGCCUUUGAUCAUCCUGCAUUGAAAAAUCACAAAAUUCAGAUGGCUCCCAGUUACAAUUCAGUUAAGAAGGACACCACAGUAAGCACUAGUAAUAAAACUAAGAGUGCCAUGAUGAAGGAAAGGGAUGAAAAGUCAUAUGUGAAAUUAACUUCCCAACAAGUAUGGCAGAAAAGUGGAAGUUGUCCAAAGGGAACAAUACCUGUUCGAAGAAUACGAAAGAGAGAGCUUCUCAAGGCUCCAUCCAUUGAUGAAUUUGGAAGAAAGAAACCAAGCUUCAGAAAAGUUAAUCAGAAUGUUGAUUCCUUUGUACUGCUAACAAAUCACUCUAAGGCAAUGUUGUUCGCAACUGCAUUCCGCUUUGUGGGAGGUAAAGGAGACAUUCAAGUGUGCUAUCCAUUUGUUGAAAAGGAUGAUGAAUACAGCACUGCACAGGUCUCUCUCGUAACUGGAUCUUACGACAACUAUGAGCUUGUUGAAUCCGGAUGGGCGGUCAAUCCCAGUGUAUAUGGAGAUAGGAACACUCGGUUAUUCGUUUAUUGGACGGCUGAUGGUUCAAAGAACACAGGUUGCUUUGAUCUGACUUGUCCUGGUUUCAUCCAAACUAGCAAUGAAAUUGCCUUAGGUGCUGCAAUUUAUCCCAUACCAAUUCCUGGUGGUCUUCCAUACCAAAUAACUAUUUACGUCUAUAAGGAUCCAUAUACUAAUAAUUGGUGGGUGCAAUAUGGUGAUAAGACCAACAUAGGUUAUUGGCCAUCUGAACUAUUCACAACAAUUAUCUACAAUGCUGAUGCAGUGGAAUGGGGUGGUGAAGUUUACAGCACAACUGUUGGACAUACUCCUCAUACCAAAACACAAAUGGGUAAUGGUCAAUUUGGUUCAGUGCCCUGGGUUCCGUCUUCCAUCUUAAGGAUGAGAAUUCAUGAUAAUUCUGCGACCUUGAAGAUCCCAGACUUUGUUGAUCAUUACUCGGACGAAUAUAACUGUUAUGAUGUUUUUUAUAACGCAGAUUAUGUGGAAGAUCCCGAGCUCUAUUAUGGAGGGCCUGGUAGAAACCCGAUGUGUCCUUGAUGACAUUUUGAAAAAUUACAAACUCCAAUCUGCAGAAAGACUAUGUUGUCACUAUUUCUUUGCAUUCUAUAUGUUUCCAUUUGUAGAACAAUUUAACUCAUUAAUUUAAUGGUA
Messenger RNA from Medicago truncatula (barrel medic), 1395 nucleotides. RefSeq lists its product as uncharacterized. The record is from RefSeq and is a predicted model, not a curated record. The transcript has 7 exons. NCBI's taxonomy places the organism in Eukaryota, Viridiplantae, Streptophyta, Magnoliopsida, Fabales, Fabaceae. The coding region runs from base 19 to 1281 and encodes 420 amino acids.